AUGCUUCAGCCAGAGGAAGCAUUUGAAGCACUUGUUGCUGAAGGGGAUGCACUAAAAAUAUAUGGCGAAGCGGAUGACACUAUUCCCAGCUCACCAACUACAAAAUCAAUAUCUCUACCGUCAACCGCCGUAAAACUACGUCGCUAUGUCAAUAAGAUUGAAAAAUCGAUUGACGGUAUAAAGGAUAUUCUUGACGAAGUAAGCCCGGGCCUUUCACGCCGUAUAAAAGUGGUUAAUCAAGGCAGUCUCACCUUGGCCGAAUUAGGCGAUCUACACCGUGAGAGCUUUGCCAAGGUUCGUGAUACAGCAACGCGCAAGAAUCAAAAAACUACAAAGCGCCAAGUCAAAGCGAGCGGUAUACUCUAUGUAAAAGAUGCGAAUCGCCUCAUAAAACGCCGUCAUGAUGGGGAUUUGUUGAAAAUCUAUAAGAGCCAUGUCGUUGGCGUGCCGCAGCCGAUGGAAGAAGCGGCUUCAACAGAGCCUCAAAACAGCACUUCAUAUUUUCUGGCCCUUGAGUCCGGGCCGACCACCACCCGGUCUAGGGUGGGAGGCGACGCGACAAGUAUUGCUUAUUGUCCGGCUACCCCAUCUGAUCCGUCGAUCUUAGGGCUCGGCUCGUCACGAGAGCGGGAACGCCCGCUCCAGGAGCGGAUCUAG
Molecule: messenger RNA, 657 nt
Organism: Talaromyces stipitatus ATCC 10500
Lineage: Eukaryota; Fungi; Ascomycota; Eurotiomycetes; Eurotiales; Trichocomaceae
Exons: 2
Coding region: 1-657 (218 amino acids)
Source: RefSeq, a predicted model, not a curated record